CUUCGAAUUUCUCGUAAUUUCUCUUUCUUUUCUAGGUCCCACUACGUUUUUAUCACAUCAAGUGUCUUCUGACACGUGGCACGUUAAAUUUCGCCACUCUCACUCUCUCUGUCCCUCUGUCUUUUGUCUAUAAAUCUUGUUUUUGCUGCUUUGUUUAUCUCAUUUGGAAACAAAAAAGAAACGAAUUUGUAACAAAACAAAGCCGGAAAACGAAGAAAACCCAGAAAUGGGCCAAGCAAAUUAGUAUCGAUCCCAAAACAUAUACAUAUAAGUUUGUGUAAAAGGCAGUGGUGGGAAAAAAAGAGAGUGAAAUGAUAGGUGAAGCAAAGUUAGGAAGUGAAGACUUGAGCUUGGGCUUUAAGAAGCUUAUGAUGGUUGCUGGUGGAAAGAAUGGUGAGGGAGUUAAGAUGGAGGGUGUGGUGAUCACCAAGUGGAAAGAUAUUCCUAUGGAGCUGCUGUUGAGAAUUGUCUCUCUAGUCGAUGAUCGGACUGUUAUUGUUGCUUCUGGUGUUUGUUGUGGGUGGAGGGAUGCCAUUUGCUUAGGCCUCACACAACUGUGUCUCUCCUGGUGCAGAAAGAACAUGAACAACUUGGUUCUAUCUCUUUCUCCUAAAUUUACCAAAUUGCAAACUCUUAUUCUGCGCCAAGAGAACCCACAGCUAGAAGACAAUGCUGUUGAGACUUUUGCAAAUUUUUGUCACGAUCUGCAGGAUCUGGACCUCAGCAAAAGUUUCAAGCUUGGCGAUCGCUCAUUGUAUGCAUUGGCCCAUGGUUGUCCUAACCUUACAAAACUUAAUAUCAGUGGCUGCGCAUCAUUCAGUGAUGAAGCUCUUGAAUAUUUGACUAAGUUUUGUCGAAAACUAAAAAUAUUAAAUAUCUGUGGAUGUGUUAAAGCUGCAACUGACCGUGCUUUGCAGGCUAUUGGACAAAACUGCAAUAUGUUGCAAUCUUUAAAUCUGGGAUGGUGUGACAAUGUUGGUGAUCUAGGAGUUAUGAGUCUGGCUUAUGGAUGCCCUGAUCUCAGAUACCUGGACCUGUGUGGCUGUGUCCGCAUAACAGAUGAUAGCGUGAUUGCUUUGGCAAAUAAGUGUCUUCAUUUGAGGUCACUCGAUCUGUACUAUUGUCGGAAUAUCACAGACAGGGCAAUUUACUCACUGGCUCACAGCCGAGUGAAGAAUAAGCCUUCGAUGUGGCAGUCCAUGAAGGGUGGAUAUGACGAGGAAGGUCUUAGAAGUCUCAAUAUAAGCCAGUGUACUGCACUGACUCCUUCAGCUGUUCAGGCAUUAUGUGACACAUUCCCUGCUCUUCACACAUGCUCUGGAAGGCAUUCCCUUGUCAUGAGUGGCUGCUUGAAUUUAACGUCUGUGCAUUGUGCUUGUGCUGUCAAUGCACACCGCACGCUGAACAGUGUUCUCCAUAAAGCUCAUUGAAGGUGAUGCCAAUGUUGAUUUUGUAAGUAAUUUUUCUUAUCCAAGGGCUUAGAGACAAUAGAUUUCCGCCUGGCCAAACAAAAAAACCAAGGACGAGGUUCCCUCCCUGUAAAUAGGAUUGUGUUGAGAAGUGCAUAUUUAUUAUCUUGUCGUACAGCAUGGGCUGGAUACACUUUGAAAUUGUUAUAUCCGCCCUUUUGAUUUGUAAUUAUGCGUUAUUUGGCUUUUGGAAGCCAAAACUAUACUGUUUUCAAGUAUCUGUUUUGACUGGUUGUGGUUUUAAUAAUGAAACUUGAACUUGCAUGCAAGUAAAGCGAAGUAUUUUUAGGGUGGUUGGUUUUGUGUCCCUAUAGCCUUAACCAUAGCAACAUUCAUAAGCAAUCAAACUCGGCAGCGUUCAUUUCUGUCCCUAAUCUCAUUGACAGUUCGCUUCAAUUGUGAAACCUUGUCUUUGAACCUAAUGAUAUGAUGUAAUGGAAGGCCUUGG
This is a messenger RNA of Durio zibethinus, 1917 nucleotides long. Its product is annotated as F-box protein SKP2A-like. Gene Ontology annotation, molecular function: protein binding. Lineage: Eukaryota; Viridiplantae; Streptophyta; Magnoliopsida; Malvales; Malvaceae. Gene Ontology annotation, biological process: SCF-dependent proteasomal ubiquitin-dependent protein catabolic process. Gene Ontology annotation, cellular component: SCF ubiquitin ligase complex. The record is from RefSeq and is a predicted model, not a curated record.